UAUAAUUUCUUUCUACCAUAUUGGAUUGUUUGGAGCUUGAUGCAAAUGUGAGCUGCAAAAAAAACAAAUGCUAAGGAAUUUUUUUAAACCUCAGAAAUGUGUCAUUGAUGGUUAGCACUUAAAUAUGUGAGAGAUCAUUGAUACGUGCAUGUCCCACUUAGUAUAGCUCAAUUAGAUCAACUCAAAUGUUUCGAAGGUCGAAAAGAGACAAGGAAAGAAAAGGUUCAUUUUUUACUUCUGAUGAGGAGGGGGAGAAGGAAAAAAAUGGUUCUUUAAAAAGGCAUUCGAAACUUUUUAUAUUUGGAAGGAGAGACAAAAAGAAACAUGAGAAUUUGCAGGACCAAGAUUCUCCUGAUACAGACGGCAUACGUGUUGAAGAAAGUUUUGGAAAUACAGUUACUCAAAGACAUUUUGUUCGUGCACCUCAUCAAAUAAUGAAACCUGUUGUAGAAGAAACAAAUAAUGAUACACGCAAGCAGAAUUCUUCUGUUAAUAGCCAUCAACGUCAAGUCUCCAAUAGUGGAUCACUUAGUUUAGAUUUUGGAACUGAUUCAUCAUUGACUUUCCAAAGUUUUGCUGCUGAUGUUUUACGAGCAACAGAAGAAAAAUUAAAAGGAGUUAAUUUAAAAUUGCCUGAAGUAAAAACGGAGCCUAAUUCCAAUUCCACUAGAGAAGUUACUGUUACAAGAAAACAGGAUGGUGACUAUGGUAUUGCAUUAAGAAGAUCUACCGUAAAAAAAGAUGGUGAUAAAGUUGUUCAUUUUGUUGAACCUACAAAUGAUAAUACGUCUCUUGGUUUAUUGCCUGGUGAUCGUUUAGUAUCUGUUGAUGGUCAAAAUGUAGAAAAUUGCAGUAGGGAAGAAAUCAUUGAAAAAGUUGCAUCAGCAGGUAAUUCAGUGACACUAAAAGUUGCCCCUGUCCCUGAAUUUGCUGAAUUGAGUUCAAGAACUGCUGCAGUGCAUGCUCAUUCACCCAAGCUAGGCAGAGUGGCUUCAUUAGCACGUUCAGGUAGUUCAUUGGCAAAGAUAAAGAAAAAUAAAGCAGAAAGUGACUCUGUGAAUGAAAGUUCAUGGCGCGAGUCUGAAAAGGUUUGGCUGGUACACCAAGGAGGUUAUUCUGCUGGAUUAUUAUAUAAACAAAAAAAUGCUGAUGGUGAAACGUAUUCAUGUAAAGUUAAGUUGGACCAUGGUGGCGAGGUGGUUGAAGUGGAAGAAGAUGCUGUUGAGAAGGCCAAUCCACUUCAGUUUGACAAAGUUGAAGACUUGUGCACGUUACGCUAUCUUAAUGAAUCUGGUUGUUUACAUACCUUACGUCAGCGUUAUGCUGGAAGUUUAACUUACACAUAUGCUGGUAACAAGUUGGUUGCCAUUAGACCAAAAGAUAAGUUGGGGAUAUACACUGAGAAGGUUAUGUGGAUGUUUAAGGGUUGUAAAAGAGAAGAUAUGCCACCCCACAUAUACGCAACUGCCCAGACAUGUUAUCGGACAAUGUUUUCAGCAAACACUAACCAAUCUAUUGUCCUUCAAGGUUGUGCAGGCUCUGGGAAAACCUAUAAUUUGCACCAAUUGAUAAAAUACUUCACUACGGUAACAAAAUCAGCGGAAAGUAAUGCUACAGCGAUGAGCAUGGAAGCUGCAUUAUCAUUGAUUGGAUCGUUUACGCAAGCUAGAACAAAACUUUCUCAUAAUGCAUCUUUUGGACGUUUUUUGUAUACUCUCGAUUUUGAUACUUCAGGUCUUGUGAUAGGUGCUUCAAUACAGAACUUCUUUUUGGAUAAAACUCGAGUUUCAAGGAUGGUACCAAAUGAAUCGUCAUAUCAAAUUUUCUACGAGUUACUUGAUGGUUGCGAUAAAAAGUUGAAGCAAGACCUUUUCCUGGAUUCUCUCCCAAGGGAAGGAAACUUUUUGUUUGAUUUUGAACAAAAGUUUUCUGAUAAAGACACACACCUGCAAAAUUGGAGUAGGCUGCAAACAGCCUUCCAACAGUUAAACAUAUCUCCUGAUGAAGUGAAAGGGAUUAUUUCACCCAUUGCAGCUAUCCUGCAUCUUGGUGCUGCUGGAGUUGCUACAACACCUGGAUCGAAGCCCUACUUUAACAAUCCCACCUUUGCGCAAAAGGCUGCAAGUAUACUUGGUACAACAGAAGAGAAUCUUUCUCGUAUUAUAUUUACAUCGUCUGUACAGAUGGCAUCCAGAAGUCGUUCUGGUUCAACUUUAUCAAGGUCUAAUUCUACUGCAUCACGGAGCUCUGUGACAUUUAAUAAAUCUGAUGAGAGUGGACAGAGAGUUGGUGAUGUUGUUUCACCUACAAUGUCAUUACUUUCGUGCGAGACAAUGUAUGAUAACUGUUUGAUUUCAUUGGAAGCAUUUACAGCUGGCCUGUAUGUUGAAGCAUUCACAGCUUUGAUGAGAUUAAUAAAUAGAGCAAUAAAUACAGCUGCACGGGUAUCCUCUGUUGUUAAUAUGUAUGAUGGACCAGGCUUUCAAAAUAAAUUGUUAAUUGGAAAAAGUGGCACGUUUGAAGAUUUAUGUUCAAAUUAUUGUUGUGAAAAGCUCCAGUGGUUGAUGCACUAUUGUACCUUUACUUCACAAAUUGAGAGAUAUAAUAGGGAGAAUAUUGAUUGUAACUACAGCUACGAAAUAACUGCAUCUCCAGAUAUGACUAUUGCUGUUAUUGAUAAAUUAACCGUGGAUCGACGGAUUUCACAUGGUGAUAUAUCUGAUGCAAAAGGUUUGUUCUGGAUGAUAGAAGAGGAAGCAGUUCGAUCAAAUCCCAGUGAAAUUGCACUAGUUGAAAAGAUCAGAACACAACAUACUGUAAACAGAGGAACCAGUAUAGUGACAACUGAUGCCAAUCUUCCAGAAAUGUUUAUGGUAUCACAUUUACAAAACACAUGUUCAGUUAAGUACAAUGUUAAUGGAUGGUUGAGAAGAGUUCGAGAACAUCCUGCUGUGAAAAUGGCAUAUAGUGUGUUGUCAGACUCAUCUAAGUCCCAUGUAACAGAGUUAUAUGCUGGACAUCAAAGUGGAACAUUCCAGGCUGAAGGUUCGCAACAUACACGUGGAAAUCGUAGAAGGACACAUGGUCAUACAGCUUUAUCAUCAGUUAGAAGAAACUCUGUCAGCAUGCAAUUAAAAACUCAAAUGGAACGCAUACUUGAGAUUUUGGAUCGUACAACAGUUCAUUUUGUCUACUGCUUCCUGCCAGAACCUCUAGAUGGAUGUUUAAAUCCAGUGAAACAAUCAAGUAAAAGAGAAAAAUCAUCAGCACCCGUUUUUGAUGUUCCAUUUUUACGACAGCAGUUAAAAAGUGCACACUUGGUUGAAAGCAUGAGGAUUCAUAGGCAAGGUUACCCUGAUCAUAUGAAUUUUUCGGAAUUCCUUCGCAGAUUUUCAAUCCUUUUACCAAAAGAAAAUGAAGAAAACCGAACUAUACUUGAUGAAAAGCAGACUGUCAGUACGAUGAUUGAGAAGUUGGACCUUGAAGAUCGUAGCUACAAACUUGGUAUAAGUCAAAUUUUCUUUCGAUCUGGUGUUUUGCCGCAGCUAGAAGAUACGAGGGAUGAAAAACUUAGUGAAUCUGUUACUGAAUUUCAAGCUUUGUGUAGAGGUGUCUUAGCGAGGAGAAAUCUGAAAAAACUAAAGUUACAACUCAUGGCUAUCCGUUGUGUGCAAAAAAACGUGCGUAAAUUUUUGUUGGUUCGAAAUUGGCCGUGGUGGAGAGUGUACACAAAGGUUUUACCAUUGCUAGAUGUUCACCGAACAGAACAGGAGCUCAAAAGCAAAACAUCUGAAGUUGGUACAUUACAUAACAAGAUCAACAAACUAACCAGUGAAAAUAGCGACUUAACAGAUGAAAAUGCAAGACUUAAAAAGAAAGUACAAGAAUUAUCAUCACAACUUAGUGAGGUGCAUUCAUCUGCAAACGGUGCAGGAGAGUUACUAGACCACGAGACAGCCGAAAGAGAAAGAUUGGAAGAAGACCUUCAAAUAGCAAAGAUGGAAACUGAACGUAUCCAACGGCAGUACGAUCAGCUACAAACUGAGUACUGUGAUAUGAAGGUUCAUUCUAUUUCAAAUGGUGGUUUUUCUUACGAGAGAGGAGUUGAUGCAGAAGAACUGGAAGAAAAUGAUAAUGUGUGGAGACAGAAGUACAAAGCUUUGUCCCGCGAGUUAGAAAAUACCCGCAGAAAUCUGACUGAUCAAGCUGAAGAGGAAAUUCAAGAACUGAUGAACUUAAAGCGAAGCGGUGAAAAAGCUCUUGCGGAAGAACGAGCAGAAUCAGAUGAAGCGCGUCGACAACUAGCGAACACGAAACGUAAGUUGAACAAAGUCAACGCAGAGAUGGACGAUUUGAAAUUGUUGCUUGAAGGUUUGCAAGGGCGAAACUCAAACGUGGAGAAGAAGCAACGAAAAUUUGACCACGAAAUGCAAAAUCUGCAAGAGGCUCUCGAGCAAGAGCGGGCACUUCGCGAGACAGCGCAACGAGAGCGAGAUAAAAAUAAUUCAGAGAAACUUGCUUUGCAAAACAGUAUAACUAGCUAUGAAGAGGAGAUAAUUCAACUCAAACGAAAAAUCGAUCGCCUCAAUGAAGAAAUCGAUGAUUAUGGCUUGUCAGGAAAAACAGAUGCUGAACUUGUUGCGGUCAAGAGAAUUCAAAGAGAACUGGAAACGAAGGUACAAGACCAAGAAGAGGAGUUGGACGAGCAAGCCGGACAAAUUCAACAACUGGAACAGGUUAAAUUAAAAUUGGAAAUGGCCAGUCAACGAGACAGACAUCAAUUUCAAAGAGACUUGGACAUGAAAGAUGAGGAUAUCGAACAAAUGCGAACAGAUCACCAAAGAAAGAUGCGCGCAUUGGAGGAGCAGUUGGAUGAAGAAAUGAAACGAAAAGACGAUGUUAACAAGGUGAAACGUGAGUUAGAAAGGCAAGUGUAUGAACUUCGAAGUUCUACUGAUGAUGUUGACAGAAGUAUGGAAAGACGAUUGAAGAAAGAAUUAAAAAAGUUGAGGAUUUUAUAUAAGGACGCGAAAACAGCUUUGGAAAACCAGGCUGCAAGAUCAGGAGACUCUUCUGAAUUAAAAGCACUUCGAAAUCAGCUCGAGGAUGCGGAAUUUGCAAAGCAUAUGGCGAUCAAAGCGAAAGCUCAAAUUGAGACUGAUCUAGAAGAACUUACAGCUCAGAACGAAAAUUUAUCCAACGCAAGAGAAACGAUUGAAGAGAAAUGUUUGAUAUUAUCUCGAGAAAAUGCCGAACAUUUAACGCGCUUAGACGAAAUUGAAGAUGAAGUUGAAGACUUGAUUCGAAAAAAUAAACAGCUUAUCUCGCAGGUGUCGGAGGCUCAAGGUGCUGUGUCAGACGCUCGUGAAAGAUACAGAUCUAUCGAAGAUGAAAAAGAUGUUCUUUCACAGAAGGUUGAUAUGCUCACUCAAAAACUGGAAUCUCAACAGAAAAAUAUGAUUGAAAGAACAGAAUUUGAGCGGCUUGAAUUUAGGCUACGUGACAUCGAAUCAAAGUUCGAAACAGAGACAGCCUCAAAGAUAAAGCUAGAGCAUCAAGUCAACCGUUUGAAAGGCCAACUUGAGCGUGUGUCGGAUGAACGUACAGACUUACAAAAUAAUCACAGCCGUGUACUGCAAACUUCUUCAAGAUUCGAGCGGCAAGUAAAAGAAUUUCGCGAUGAGUUGGAAAGCGUAAAAGGUUUGGAAGCAGAGCAUAAAAGACGCAAAGAAGAGGCGGAGAAUCGUUUGCAAAACAUGGAAGAAGAACUAUCGCUCAAAAAGACGGAACUGUCUCUUGCAGAAAAACGUAUUCGUGAUUUGCAAGAAUCCCUUGAACAGGAGAUGGCUGCUUCUUCCGACGAAGACAUCACUUUAGAUGACGUCUACGGAAGUGACGACAGUUUAACGUCGCCGGCAAAUGUUCGAAGAUCUAGCUCACGCCGAAACAGAUCAUUUAAAUUUUCGUCCAGUUCCUUUGAAACAAGCUUAACUUCGCCGUCUUAUCGGCCACGUAAAAAUGAAGAUAGUUACAGACCUUCCAACGGUAUUUUAGGCCGAACCUCCAGUACUUCAAGACCAACAUCUUGAUCGCUAUACAGAACAGUAGUUUUGAAUAAUAGGUUUAAGUUUUGUAAACAUCUAUGCUUUUAAAAUAGUUAUAUCCCUGCACAGUUUUAUAUGGUAGGCCAUGUUUAUUUUAGCUCAGAGAGAAUUAUUUAUCCAUAUUUUGUACUCCCUAGCAAACCGUUAGCAAACGCACAUUAUUUGUAGAUGGAAACUUCAGUUGGACACAGUAUUUAUUAUAAACCAUAUAUAUUUAUGCCAUGUUUUAAUAUGGAUAUUUAAUGCCCAUAUAUGGCCUUUUGAUUUUAUAUUCAAUUGAAUACAUUGCCUAUUCUAAAACCUACGUCUUCAUUGUUUCAGUAUAGAUAAGUUUGCCCAUAUAUGGGCAUGUAGUAGCUAUUAUAUGGCGGUAGAUAUUUACCGACUUGUUAUAAAUAUUUGUAUGAUAUGAUAAUCUUUAAUUUUUGUAAGACAAAAAUCGUGUAAAUAUAUAAACCCAUUUCUAGUUUA
Molecule: messenger RNA, 6575 nt
Organism: Hydractinia symbiolongicarpus
Lineage: Eukaryota; Metazoa; Cnidaria; Hydrozoa; Anthoathecata; Hydractiniidae
Product: unconventional myosin-XVIIIa-like
Exons: 37
Coding region: 186-6089 (1967 amino acids)
Cellular component (GO): myosin complex
Molecular function (GO): cytoskeletal motor activity; ATP binding; protein binding
Source: RefSeq, a predicted model, not a curated record